Eupeodes corollae is the source of this 4940-nucleotide messenger RNA. Its product is annotated as 5-hydroxytryptamine receptor 1-like. The transcript has 5 exons. Lineage: Eukaryota; Metazoa; Arthropoda; Insecta; Diptera; Syrphidae. Gene Ontology annotation, molecular function: G protein-coupled amine receptor activity. Gene Ontology annotation, cellular component: membrane. The record is from RefSeq and is a predicted model, not a curated record. Bases 3223 to 4719 code for a protein of 498 amino acids. Gene Ontology annotation, biological process: adenylate cyclase-activating adrenergic receptor signaling pathway.
GCCUAGCCAGUUGAAUUCUGUGAGUCGUUCAGUGAAUGCUGUUCUAUAGCAGAACGCUAGCACGCGCGCGAGCAUAAGCAAAAAUAAAAAUACAAUUUCAACCCAGAAAUAUAAUCAAGAAAAUUUUAAAAAUCCAAGGAAGCCGAAAUCAACUGAAAAACAAAAUUUAAAGAAAACUUAACUCGAAAUACCCUCAAACACAUAUGAGAUUCUUUAAAGUACCCCCACAAUACUUAUCUAGCUACUUGUGCGAGCAAACCUUCUCGCACUAGAGCCAACCCCCCUCCCACACCCCACAACCCCCUCGAAGAAGAAGCCAUCGUAUUAUAGUUGUGCUCCUUGACAGCCCUAGGUCAACUUAUGGGUUGGAAAAUGUGAGGCAAGGUUACGAAUGUCCUUGACUUUCUCUAGUUUCUAGCACAGCCAAGCCGGAGUGUUCUUGGAUUUUGAACUAAAUUGUUUGUUUUUUUUUCAAAAAAGUCAGAGUGUUCCAAAAAAAAAAAAUUUAUAUUGAUUUGGGAAUGCAAAGGUCAUAGUCUGUGGUUGUUUUCUGUGUCCUUGAGGCUAAAAAAUAUAUAUAAAAAAAAGCAAGUCCUUUUCUUUUGGUUAAUCAAAAAAUGCCCUGUUGAAUGCGUUUUAAAUUUACUAAAUUCAGUGUAAAAUCGAUAGUUUCAAAACCUCAAAACAAGAUCAAGAGAAAAUAAAAUAAAAUCGAAAAUACAACAAAAAUAAAAAAACUUCUGCAAAAGGACGAAACAAAAGGAUUCUAUUGUCAUUCUAAUGGAAUUCCGCAUUCUCAUCUCAUUCAUCCAAUGAUUGAUGUGUGAUAUAGUGAGUGAGAUAAAUGGUGAAACAAAAAUAGAUGUAUAGCAAAAAAGGAUAAGUGCAUCAUCAUAUACCACAUAAACCCUACCCCACCCACCUGCUCCACCUCCUACCACCCACUCCUAUCAUCAAAGUGCAGUGCAGCGUGAGAAAAAAAAAUAAAAUUCAUAUGUAUAUGUAGAGUGCUUUGUGUGGUGAGUGAAGCAAGGAGCAACAAUGAGGUAUAAAGAGGAAAAAUAAGCAACAACAAAAAAAAACAUCCUUUUAUCGAUUGUGUGUGAAAGAGCUGCGAGUCGAGUUGAAUAUACGACCAUAAGGACAUACGAUAUCAUGACGAUGAUAAUGAUGAUAAUGAUGAUGAUAAUGAUAAACCCUCACAGGUUGUGGUUUCCCAUCGUUGAGAGCAAAAAUAAUACUAGAUGUCCUUUUCAUUAAAUGAAUUUGUUGUUGAGAAAUUCAUAAAUAAAAUAAUAAAUUUUAAUUAUAUAUUCAAAACGAGUCCUUUUUUUUGUGUGUGUUUGUGUUGUUUUUUUUUUUAAAUAUUUUUAUUUAAUUCUUCCUCGUGAAUGCAAAAAUGAUAAAAUGUGAUUAAAGUUUAAAAUUUCAUAAAUUCAUAAAAUGUACGUAUCCUGAAGGUACAUGUGUAUGUGUGUUGUAUUUUGGUGAAGUGCGGAAAGUCAAAAAAUAAAUAUUUAAAAAAUUUGCAUUCACAGUGUCCUGAAUAUCAAGUGUUGCGUUGUGCGUGCAUAUUUAAAUUUAUAAGUGGAUUAGUCUGACACAAAAAUAUAAUAAAAUAAAAUAAAAGGGAUCAACAUACACACAAAUUACUUAUUUAUAAAAAGGAUAUUCUGUACACACGUUGUGUACUGCAACGCCUCCGAGCUAGGACCACUUCUGCCGCUCGCGUUGUGUCGGUCGCUCGUCGGAUGCAAAAAAAUAUCAACUUUUUAAACACGAACUCCCAACUUUAACUCAACAUAAGAUAAUAUAUUCCUCUAUCAGUCCCGAGUACCUUAAGUCCUUUGAAAGGAAAACUAAUUUUCAUCGCCCCAAACGCCAUUAACCAAAAAAAGAAGUCGCAUAUACAAAAACUUUGCUAGUCAAACAUUUUGACAGAAUCAUUAAUUGUUGCCGAAUUAAAAACUCCAACGACGACGAUAACAAGACGUUUACAACCAGAGGACAAUCAAAUUUCCCUGAAACAUCUUAGGGAUAUCAUUCGUUUGGGAAACCCUCAAGAAAGAACUUUAACCAUCAUAAUUCCUUCCUUUUUAUUCUUCUUUUUCUAAUGAGAACGCACUUAAAGUGGAAUAAAAAAGGAAUCCAACAAAAAUAAAAUAAAAUCACAUCUUUUGUAUUGAUUUUUAAAUAACAAUGAAAGAAGGAGAAUAGUAUAAAUCCAACAAAAGAAAAUAAAGCUCAUUACAAGCAAUAACCAAAGAAAGAUCUAAGGCCGUUGGACUAAAUUUAUGGAAAAACAACAAACAACAACACGAGAAACGAACUAAAAAUUAUUAUGAUAAAUGGAUUUAAGAUUAAAUCUAAAGCUCACAAGCACGAAGAAACUAAACGAGCAAAGUACCAGCCACCACCUUGUCAUCAUCCCUCAAGAUAUCAAACCGACGACGACCUCGUAAUCGUAAUUGUGUCAGCCCCACACCCUCCGGAAAGAGCGUACCACCCAUCAGCCGACAAAACAACCCGAAAACAUCAUUUUAAUGAUCUUUCAUAAAUGGAUACAAAAGAACAGCCAUAUAGAUACAACAUAAUCGCAUUCACCAUUAGACAUUUAGAUACUCAGAAACAUCAGCAACAGCAGAGGCAGCAGCCAGAGCCACAUCCAGAGCCACAUCCAAGAAGGAGGCCCAACUCUAGUCAAAGUAGUGAAAGUAUCAUCUUUAUUAUUUUCUUUGCAGCCACAACGACGUCUACGGCUACGACUGCGAGUACGCCGAAGACGACGAAGACUACAACCGCGACGAGUGGAAUUGGCAUUAUAGAGGCCGCAAGCGACGACAUAAUCAUUCCUAUUAAAUCACCGACACCGCCUCCACCUCGGCCGCCACCUUCGCCCCAACGACAACGACAACAACAAGCUAUACAAAGAUUUCUCAAAGUCGCUGGCACAGUUGAAGAAAAUUACUGGCACUGAACGGAAGGCGGAAUCCAUAAAUCAUAUUUGCGGGCGCGAGCAAGUGACGGAAGCUCAUAAAACACAACCUCCCACCGCUCGAGCUACCAUGGGGUCAUAAUCGAACAGCGACAGAAACUAAGUGCACAAAGGCAUUGCGCUCCGACCGCCCCGACCCCAAAGUUGUCCAUCGAUCCAUCGAACAACCACAACCAAAACUACCCAAUCACACGCCUGACUCACAAGGGCCUUGCUCUUUGCUCUGAAUGGAUUCGUUUAGAAUCAGCGAGGACGAAUUCGCCAAUGCCGCCGCCGCAGAUACGCACCAUUAUAACAUAUCGACGCCGUCACUGGCCUUCCUCCUGCAACCCAUUACCACAGCAGUGGACGUUGGAAGGCAGCUGCUCGAUGAGGAGGAACUAUCACCGCUGCUGGUCUACCCGUCAUCGUCGCACAAUGCAAACUUCACCACCCUUAUUGCGUCCAUCACGAACAGCAGUCCCGACUCGAGUGCGGGAAGUGUCACGAGUGUACUCUCAACAUCUCUGGAACCGCUGCUCGAUGGACCGUCCAUCUUUAGCGAGUUCGAUGGUGAAGUCGAACUUCCGCCACUCAAGACCAUCAUUGUCAGUCUCAUCCUGCUCGUCGUGAUUCUGGGCACGGUUGUAGGCAACGUCCUCGUCUGCAUCGCUGUGUGCAUGGUGCGGAAGCUGCGACGACCGUGCAACUACCUACUCGUAUCGUUAGCUCUCUCAGACCUGUGUGUCGCCGUUCUAGUCAUGCCCACCGCUCUGCUCUACGAGGUCCUGCAGCAAUGGAACUACGGUCCGCUCUUCUGUGACAUCUGGGUCUCGUUCGACGUGCUCUGCUGUACGGCGUCAAUCCUAAACCUCUGCGCCAUCUCAGUGGACCGCUAUCUUGCUAUCACAAAGCCGCUCGAAUACGGCGUCAAGAGGACGCCUCGUCGAAUGAUGCUGUGCGUGGCACUGGUGUGGCUAGCGGCCGCUUGCAUAUCUCUGCCACCAUUGCUGAUUCUUGGCAACGAACACAUCGGCGAGAAUGGCGAGCCCAUCUGCCGGGUGUGUCAGAACUUUGCCUACCAGAUAUACGCCACCGUUGGGUCGUUCUACCUGCCACUGUCCGUCAUGCUCUUCGUCUACUAUCAGAUAUUCCGUGCAGCCCGUCGCAUUGUGCGCGAAGAGAAGCGUGCUCAGACACAUCUCCAGAACGCCCUCAACGGAGCCGCCCAAACUCAACGCCCCGACUAUGACGGACACGUCGGACCUCGCCACAGCGGAAACUCCCUGAGCACGUCGACAUGCGGUGGCGGGACCCUAGUGAGCGGCAGCAGUAACCUGCUCGGCUCGCCGCAUCAGAAGAAAUUACGGUUUCAAUUAGCCAAAGAGAAGAAAGCCUCAACUACUCUAGGGAUCAUUAUGUCAGCGUUCACCAUUUGCUGGCUGCCAUUUUUUAUACUAGCUCUCAUCCGACCGUUUGUCGAGAGUGAAACAAUUCAUAUUCCGGAGGCUCUCUCAUCGUUGUUCCUAUGGCUGGGCUAUGCCAACUCACUCCUCAAUCCCAUUAUUUAUGCCACGCUGAAUAGGGAUUUCCGCAAACCGUUUCAAGAGAUCCUCUAUUUCCGGUGUUCGUCGCUCAAUACGAUGAUGCGCGAGAACUACUAUCAAGAUCAAUAUGGCGAAGCACCAUCCCAGAGGGUAGUUCUGGGUAAUGAGGGCCAUGGAGCACGGGAGAGCUUCCUCUGAAAGUCGAUGUAGGGCUUAUUUUAUAGGACUGUAAGUGAUGGGGGGCACUAAAUAAAAUAAUUACAAAAUAUUUUUACAAAAGAAAAGUUAGGGGGAAAAACAUAACAAAAACAAAACCAAAAAUAUAAAACUCAACAAAACAAGGCGUGCUAACAAAUCAUUGUAAAUACAAAACAAAACAAAACUAAUUAAAUCCGAUUAAUGUUACCUUAUAUGGAAAA